Messenger RNA from Malassezia globosa CBS 7966, 2256 nucleotides. RefSeq lists its product as uncharacterized. The record is from RefSeq and is a predicted model, not a curated record. The transcript is spliced from 3 exons. The coding region runs from base 1 to 2256 and encodes 751 amino acids. Gene Ontology annotation, biological process: rRNA processing. Gene Ontology annotation, cellular component: nucleus; small-subunit processome; sno(s)RNA-containing ribonucleoprotein complex. Lineage: Eukaryota; Fungi; Basidiomycota; Malasseziomycetes; Malasseziales; Malasseziaceae.
AUGCUGGCACCAGAAGACGCGUUAGUGCAAAAACUACAAAAAGAGCCACAUUUGCUGGCAGCAGGCGAUGUGAAUCUUUUCCAGCUGGCACAGCGUGCCACAAAGUCGCUUUAUGACCGAGGUGUCAUCGACGAAAAAAAAUCCUUACCAUUUAUUUCAUCCUUAUUAGAUUCAUGCGUACCAAGCAAGAGAAGUAAUCAUAACAUGGGAAAGCGUAAACGUGGUCAACUUAAUGACUCUACUUACGAACACCAUCCAUUAAUUCCUCCGACUGAGCUUAAUGAACUUGUGCUUGAAGGGAUGGGAAACGAUCAGAUUUGGAGCCAGCUAGAAUUGCGGAGUGCUAAAAUUGCGCGAGUACUUGAUCACGUUAUUACGAGCACGGCAAAUCUUGAAGAAGAAGAUGACGAAGACGAGGAGAGCAGUAGCGAUGAUGAUUCCCUAGAGUAUGCACGCGAGAAUGAUGCAAAUGUCGAGUGGGAUGAAGAUGAGGACGAUGUGUCUGAUCAUGGAUUCGCAGGUGCCUCUGAUUUAAGUGACGUUGAUCCUAACGAAGUAUUUUAUGAACCUUUGCACACGGAAGAGAUGCAACUCAAGCGCAGGGAAGAAAAAGAACGGCAAGAAAUGAUGCAGAUUUAUGGGGUGUCUGAUCCUGCAUUAUAUGAAGCACUACUCCCAAAUAAGUCGAACGAUCAAGGGACGGAUGAUGACGAGGAAGAAGAGGAAGAGGAGGAAGACCAUGAUUCGCCUACAUCUUUCUCUAAGCCUAGGCACCCAACCUUAGAUGAUGACUUUUUCUCUAUUGACGAGUUUAAUCGUUUGACAGAAGCAGAGGAGCGCAAGAAUCUAACGUCUCGCGCGAAUUUGUCUGGUGACGAAGAUGAGAGUGACUCCGACAACAUCGACCUGUACGCUCCCAUUGAAGAACAAGAUGAGGGCGACGAUAACGACACACCAGUGGAGGAUAUCCAUUACACAGACUUUUUUGACCCGCCGCCUGUUUCUGCCGUGAAAAAGAGUAACAACAGUUCCCGUUCUUCUCAUGUGGAGAACAAACCUCCUGCCCCACCACGCAAGUCCCUCGUGCGCUUCCAUGACCAAGUGCGUGUCCGCCCGAUCAAGAAAUGCAAGCCUCAGUCUUCCGCUGGCCUCUUAACUGAUGGUACAGAAGAAGAGGAGGAAGAGGAGGAUGAAAAUAGCGAGAGCGAUGCGGAAGAUACGGAAAGUGGGGAGGAAGAGGAGGAUGAAAGUAGCGAGAGCGAUACGGAAGAUACGGGACGUGAGGAGGAAGAGGAAGAGGAUGAUGACCGUAUCGAUGACGAGGAAGAUGAAGAAAUGGAGGGUGAAGAUCGUGUAAAUGAAGAGUCCAUGGAAGAUGAGAGUAUGGACAAUGAAUCAGAUAAUGAAGCUCGCAUCGAUGAUACAGCUAAUCGAGUCGCUCAGGAUUUGUUCGAUGAUGAAUCGGAUAAGAACGAAACGUCUAUGUCGACACACGAACGUCGCGUGGCUGAACUGGCUAAAGAGAUUGCUCAAUAUGAAGAUGAAAAUGUGCAAAAGAAAGACUGGGUGUUGAUGGGAGAAGCCAGCACACGGGAACGACCUACCAACAGUUUGCUAGAGGAAGAUCUUGAAUUCGAACGAACUGCCAAGUCAGCGCCCGUUCAAACGCAAGAGCAUGGUGAAGGAAUCGAAAGUAUGAUUAAACGUCGUAUCCUCGAGAGACAAUUUGAUGACGUGAUUCGACAACGGGAUCUUGACGCCGUCCCAUUUUCAGCUUCGCGUGUUUUAGAGCUGUCGGACGCCAGGAGUUCCAAAAGCCUGGCCGAGCUGUAUGAGGAAGAGUACCAGGCUUCUCGGGGCGAAGAGGCAGGCGAAAGUGCUCCACGCUCGGAAGCUGAGACAAAGCUUGAUAAUGAACAUUCAGCUAUCGCUGCUGACAUGGAUGCCCUCUUCUCAAAGCUCGAUGCUUUGAGCAAUGCACAUUACACACCGAAAGCUCCUAAGGCAGCUAUUCAGACCUUGUCUAACACACCAGCGGUUGCUAUUGAAUCUGCCCUUCCUACGACCAUGUCGGCCGGUACUAUGCUUGCUCCAGAAGAGGUUUACGAAAGACCCUCACAUAGUGUGGCUCUGGAAGGUGCCAAGAGUGAAUUAUCGCAUGCUGAAAAACAGAAGCGACACCACCAACUUCGUCGUGAAAAGCGCCAGCGCAAUGAUCGUAUCAAGCGACAAGGCGCUCAAGAGUCUCGUUGGUAA